AUGGCCAGUUCUAUGGCUGUUGCCUGUUACAUUAUUGUUUUGGGAAUAUCAGUGGUGGGUUUGAAAGGUGCAGAGGCACAACGUGCCUUCUUUGUGUUCGGGGACUCGAUUGUGGAUAAUGGCAACAACAACUUUUUGGCAACUGAAGCACGAGCAGAUUCUCCUCCUUAUGGCAUUGAUUAUCCAACCAGAAAACCCACUGGCCGUUUCUCUAAUGGCUAUCACAUUCCUGACUUCAUCAGUCAAGCUCUUGGGGCCGAAUCCACGUUGCCAUAUUUAGAUCCCGAGCUCAAGGGGGAAAAAUUGCUUGUUGGUGCCAACUUUGCUUCUGCUGGAGUAGGAAUUCUCAAUGACAGUGGAAUUGAAUUUGUAAACAUAAUCAGAACAUACAAACAGUUGCAGUACUGGGAAGAAUACCAGCAGAGAGUGAAUGCUCUUAUAGGACCUGAACAGACCAAGACCUUGAUAAAUGAAGCAUUAGUUCUCAUCAAUCUAGGAAGCAACGACUUUGUGAAUAACUAUUACUUAGUACCUCACUCUCCAAGAUCACGCCAAUACAAUUUACCAGACUUUGUCAAGUUUAUUAUCUCUGAGUAUAAGAAGGUUCUGAGGAGACUAUACGAACUUGGAGCACGUAGGGUGUUGGUGGCGGGAAUUGGUGCAUUGGGUUGUGUGCCAGGGGUGUUGAUCACGAGAAGCACAAACGGUGAGUGCUCAGCUGAAGUGCAGCGUGUGCCGACCUUGUUCAAUCCUCAACUUGUUCAGAUAAUCAAAGAACUCAAUAGCGAGAUUGGUUCCCAUGUUUUCAUUGCAGUCGAAACGCAACAGAUGCAAAUGGACUUCAUCAUUAACCCUCAACGCUAUGGAUUUAUUACAUCAAAAACAGCAUGCUGCGGUGAAGGACGCUUCAAUGGCAUUCAACUAUGCACUGUGACAUCCAACUUGUGUCCUAACCGUGACCUUUAUGCGUUUUGGGAUGCUUUCCAUCCAUCAGAAAGGGCUUGUAGGUUGAUCGUUCAACAGAUGACGUCAGGCACCCAAGAGUAUAUGUAUCCGAUGAAUCUCAGCACCAUUUUGGCUUUGGAUUCCAAGAAGAACUAG
Messenger RNA from Sphenostylis stenocarpa, 1101 nucleotides. NCBI's taxonomy places the organism in Eukaryota, Viridiplantae, Streptophyta, Magnoliopsida, Fabales, Fabaceae. The record is from the annotation of a GenBank genome assembly.